Molecule: messenger RNA, 331 nt
Organism: Phaethon lepturus (White-tailed tropicbird)
Lineage: Eukaryota; Metazoa; Chordata; Aves; Phaethontiformes; Phaethontidae
Product: homeobox protein Hox-C5-like
Exons: 2
Biological process (GO): regulation of DNA-templated transcription
Molecular function (GO): DNA-binding transcription factor activity; DNA binding
Source: RefSeq, a predicted model, not a curated record
AUGAGUUCUUACGUCGCCAAUUCGUUUUAUAAGCAAAGUCCCCCUGUUCCUGCCUAUGCCAUGCAAAGUUAUGGAAAUUAUGGAAGUGUGCCUGAGGUUCAGCCACCCAGGUACCGCUACGGUGGCUUGGAUCUAAGCAUCACCCCCCCCUCCUCCGGGGCUGCCAGCUUGGCCAUGUCUGCGACCACCCGAGCUAACCCCGAGAGAUCUAAGAGCUCGGGUGAAAUCAAAGCCGAACCAGUGCAAACAGCACAACAAGGAGGACCACAACUGCAGCAGCAACAACCUCCACAAAUUUACCCCUGGAUGACCAAACUACACAUGAGCCAUG